AUGCUGUUGGUGAGGCACGGGCUCAUGUUGGUGGGCGAGUCCUUGGGUGGGAAAUCGUCUGCUUAUCAGUGCUUGGCUGCUGCUUUGUCCAUGGCUGCAGAGAAGUACCCAAACAUGGUUUGUGAAGCCAAGGUCACUUAUCGCAUCAUCAAUCCUAAAGCCUUGGAUCUCGGUCAUCUUUACGGCUGCUUUGAGAAAGUUUCCCAUGAAUGGUCUGAUGGAAUUUUGGCGAAUGCCUUCAGGGAAAUGGCAACAACAACAACAUCGGAUCAAUACUGGCUCAUCCUCGACGGACCUGUCGACGCAUUUUGGAUAGAGAACAUGAACACGGUCUUGGACGACAACCGGAAACUGUGUCUCAUGUCCGGAGAAAUCAUCCAGGCAAUUUACACUCGAGAUCCUAUAAUUAUUGUGAAAGUUGACUUUGAGAAUAAUAUCGUUCUAAGAAAGCACGACAUGACGGAUUGGCUCAUUCAGCCCUGCUUGAGUUUCAUUGAAAAAGAGUGCCAAACUUUCGUCCGCACUUCGGACAUCCACCUUGUUCAGUCAUUCACCAGAAUGUUCGAGUGCUUGGUGAUGGAGACUCAUGAGAAUCAACUGGAAACAUUUCACGGCGUCGCAGCGCUGAAUUGGAUGCAGUGUCUUUUUCUGUUCUCUGUUGUUUGGUCCAUGGGAGCCAUUCUGAUUGGAGAAAGUCGACUGAAGUUUGACGAAUUCUUCCGCCAACUCAUCCUCGGAUUCAAUCUAGCCCACCCGAAACCGAAAUCUUUCAAACUCCAGCGAAACCAAUUAUUCCCAGAGACCGGAACAGUAUUUGAUUUUGUAUUCGAAAGGAAAGACGCUGGACACUGGGUUGGUUGGAUAGACACUGUGAACAAGAAGUCUCUUCAAAUUCCUCCGAAUGCAAAGGUGUCAGAGCUGUUGAUCCCGACAGACGAAACCGCGAGACAGCAAUACUUUUUAAAAUUACUCUUGAGUCGCAAAAAGCCGCUGAUUUUCGUCGGCCCGACAGGAACCGGGAAAUCGGCAAUAAUUUCUCAUCACCUCAUGGGUUUGCCCAAGGAUAAAUACUUACCCAACAUCCUGAGUUUCUCAGCUCGCACGACUGCUCCCCAAGCACAAGAUGUCAUCAUGAAUAAACUGGACAGACGAAGAAAAGGAGUUUUUGGUCCACCGAUGGGAAAAACGUGUGUUCUGUUCAUCGAUGAUCUGAACAUGCCACAAAAAGAAGAGUUCGGGUCGCAGCCACCAAUUGAGCUUCUGAGACAGUGGAUAGAUCAUGGGUAUUGGUACGAAAGGAAGGAAACAACUCGACUCGAAAUCAUUGAUACGUUGCUAGUCGCCGCCAUGUGUCCUGCUGCGACCGGCGGCAAAAACGACGUCACUUUCAGGUUCCUCCGCCACUUGAACGUGAUCGGCAUGGAAGCAUUCGACGAUGCCAACCUGACCAAAAUAUUUGGCUCGAUCCUCGACUGGCAUUUCACCAAGGGGUUCGAGUUGGGCGUGGUUCGGAUGGCCAAAGCCGUCACCGGCGCCACACUCGAGAUCUACAAGGCCGCCAUGCGACACUUCCGACCGACCCCGGCGAAAUCUCACUAUUUGUUCAAUUUGCGAGACUUUUCCCGCGUUAUUCGCGGCAUUCUCUUGGUGCCGUCCACGCAUUUGAACGACUCUGGAAAGCUCAUACGACUUUGGGCACAUGAAGUCACCCGGAGUUUCUAUGACCGAUUGAAUGAUGCAAACGACAGGGUUCAGUUUGUAGAAUUGUUGAAGGAUUCGUGUCAGAACAAUUUCAAACAAACCUUGGAUAGAGCCGUUUUGGGAGCUGCACAAGCUACUAGUUCUGGCAGAUCGACGGUUGUGGACGAAAAUCACGUGAAGAAAAUUAUGUUUGGAGAUUAUUUCUAUCCGGACGCCGACACCCGCGUUUACGACGAGAUCGCCAACACGGAUAAGUUGACAUCCGUGAUGGAAAGCUAUUUGAACGAAUACAAUAUGGUAUCCAAGACUCCGAUGUCGAUCGUCAUGUUCCAGUUCGCCACAGAUCAUGUAUCUCGAUUAUGCCGCGUUCUCAAACAAGAUUCCGGACACGCAUUGCUCAUUGGAAUGGGUGGAUCCGGAAGGCAAAGUUGCUGCAAGCUGGCAGCCUUUAUUGCCGGUUACGAACUGUGUCAGUUGGAAAUGAGUAGGAAUUAUGGCUUGGAGCAAUGGCGAGAUGAUCUCAAAAAGAUUCUCAUGAAGGCCGGCGGCGAAGGAAAACCGACAGUGUUUCUCUUCACCGACUCGCAAAUCAAGGAUGAAUCCUUCGUCGAGGACAUAAAUCUUUUGCUAAACACAGGAGAUAUUCCGAACUUGUAUCAAGCUGACGAAAGAGCCGAGAUUCUUGAACGAAUGCAAGCGGCUGCUAGGGAACAAGGCCGGAAAAUCGACCCUUCUCCGCUUUCAUUGUACAAUUUCUUUGUGGAAAGAGUCAAAAGGAACUUGCACAUUUUUAUUGUCAUGUCACCCAUCGGAGAAGCGUUUAGAGUCCGUUUGCGCAUGUUUCCGUCUCUCAUCAACUGCUGCACCAUCGAUUGGUUCACCCCUUGGCCGGAAGAAGCUUUGGAAAGGGUAGCAAACAAAUUCCUGUCGGAAGUUGACCUUGAUGACGAAAUACGAACAAAAUGCGUGCAAAUGUGCAACAAGUUCCAUCAGAGCGUCGUAGUAAUGUCGGAGGAAUUCCGGAAGGCUCUGGGUCGCCCGAAUUACGUCACUCCCACAUCAUUUCUAGAGCUGAUCCUAACCUUCAAGAACCUACUGAACGUGAAACGGAAUCAAUUACUGGUUUUACGGAGUCGAUACGUCACUGGAUUGCAGAGACUCGAAUACGCCACCUCGCAGAUAUCCGUUAUGCAAGAAAGGGAAACUGCUUUGCGUCCACAAUUGAUGCAAUUGUCUGCAGAAACUGAGAAGUUGAUGAUCAAAAUCGAGAAGGACACUGUCAAUGUGGAAAGUCAAAAAGAGGUGGUUGCAGCAGACGAAGCGGCGUCAAACGAAGCCGCAGCAGCAGCUCAGGCCAUCAAGGACGAUUGCGAGAACGAGUUGGCCGAGGCUCUGCCUGCACUCAAUGCCGCCGUUUCCGCACUCAACACGCUGAAACCCGCCGACAUCACGCUCGUGAAAGCCAUGAAGAACCCUCCAGGAGGCGUGAAACUCGUCAUGGAAGCCGUGUGCGUCAUGUUGGAUCGUAAGCCCGAGAAGAAAGCGGAUCCCGCUGUCCUUGGCAAGUACAUCGACGACUGGUGGACCACUUCGCAAAAGGUCCUGGGCGACCUUCGAUUCCUGGACACCCUGCGAUCCUAUGACAAGGAUAACAUUCUUCCGCACAUCAUGGCGAAGAUCCGAGAGAAGUACAUCCUCAACCCGGAUUUCGACCCGGAAGUCAUAAAAGACGUGAGCAGAGCCUGCGUGAACCUGUGCAAAUGGGUGCGGGCAAUGGAAGUGUAUGACAGGGUCAAUAAAAUCGUGGCUCCCAAGAAAGAACGGCUUCAAGGUGCAGAACGAGAGCUUGAAGCUCAGAUGGCGAAUAUCAAGCGGAAGAAGGAGCUGGAGGAUGAAUUGUCACUCUGCUCUCAGAAACUGGAUCGUGCCGAGAAGCUAAUUGAUGGUCUCGGAGGAGAAAAGGAGAGAUGGAGUCAAUGUGCAGAAGAGCUUGGAAAUAGGUACACUAAUAUAACUGGAGACGUGAUGGUGUCAGCAGCGAUUAUUGCGUAUUUGGGACCAUUCACGGCGGAUUUCCGGCGGGAUUGUGUGACGAAAUGGGCCCAGGAUUGCGUGGACGCUGGUAUCCCGUGCUCAGUUCCCUUUUCCCUCAGCGCCACGAUGGGGGACUCUGUCAAAAUCCGGGCUUGGCACAUGAACGGACUUCCGGUCGACUCAUUUUCAAUCGACAAUGCCAUCAUCGUCACUAAUGCUCGUCGCUGGCCUCUGAUGAUUGAUCCACAGGGACAAGCAAACAAGUGGAUAAGGAACGCUGAGAAGGACAAUGGUAUUGCGGUGCUGAAGUUGUCGGAUCCGGGGUAUUUGAGAACCUUGGAAACUGCUGUGCAAUUCGGUCGUCCAGUGCUUCUGGAAAAUGUUGGGGAAGAACUUGAUCCUGCUCUAGAACCUCUACUGUCCAGGCAAACCAUCAAAUCCGGUGGCGUGGAUUACAUCAAACUCGGAGAGCAACUUAUCGAAUUCAACCCGGAAUUCCGAUUGUACAUGACGACGAGGAUGAGGAAUCCUCAUUUCGUCCCGGAAAUCUCGGUGAAAGUUACUGUGUUGAAUUUCAUGCUGACAUCUGUUGGAUUGGAAGAUCAAUUGCUCGGUAUCGUUGCUGCGAGAGAGAGACCACAGCUAGAAACUCGCAAGAAUCAACUGAUUGUCGAAGGUGCCGAAAAUAAACGAAAACUAAAGGAAUUGGAGGAUCGAAUUCUGGAGGUCCUGGCUGCAGAAGGCAAUAUUUUGGACGACGAGACCGGAAUCCAAGUUUUAUCUUCUUCGAAGCUUUUGUCGGAGGAGAUAAAGAAGAAGGAGUUGGUGAUUGCAGCGACAGAGAACGAAAUUGAUUCGACCCGAAAUCAAUACAAACCCGUUGCCACUCAUUCUUCGAGAUUGUUCUUUUGCAUUUCGGAGCUCGCCAACAUCGACCCUAUGUACCAAUAUUCCUUGGCCUGGUUUGUCCGGCUGUACGAACAGGCAAUCGUUGGCAGUACGAAAUCCGAGGACAUUCAGGAAAGGGUUACAUUUUUGAAUGACCAUUUCACCUACAGCGUGUACAAGAACGUGUGUCGAUCCUUGUUUGAAAAGGACAAGCUGUUGUUUGCUUUCCUCCUAUGCAUCUCUGUGCAACGCGAAAAAGGUGCUCUGCAUGAAGACUUGUUGCAGUUUCUGUUUGCUGGCUCCGUCGCACUGGAGAACCCGUAUUCGAACCCGGGUUGUGGUUGGCUAAACGAGAGAGCCUGGUCUGAUAUUGUGCAGGCGUCAGCACACAAGGAGUUGCAUGGAUUACGAGAAAGUUUCGACAGACACACCGAAGGAUGGAAACGAGUGUAUGAUGCGUUGGAACCGAACACAGUUCCUUUUCCCGGCGUUUUCUCCACUGCGAAUGCCAUGCAAAAACUUGUCAUUUUGAAGUGCCUCCGACCUGACAAACUCAUUCCUGCUGUUCAAGAUUUCAUCGUGGAAAACAUGGGUGCGACUUAUGUGGAACCUCCUGCGUUCGACUUGGCCGGUUCUUUCGUGGACUCAUCUCAUAGAUCGCCGAUCAUUUUCGUUCUUUCACCCGGAGCUGAUCCGAUGGCUGCGUUGGUCAAGUUUGCGGAUAUCAAAGGAAUGACGGACAAACUGAAGAGCAUAUCUUUGGGUCAAGGACAGGCGAGUUGUUCUCUGGGGUUUGAUCGCAAAAAUCGGCGCGAUGUCGAAAUAUUGCGUCACUUGAACGGCCCGAUUGCUGCCGAACUGAUUGAAGAAGGAGUUGUGGAGGGCGGUUGGGUAGUUUUGCAAAAUUGUCACUUGGCUGCGAGCUGGAUGCCAGAUCUGGAAAGGCUCUGCGAAGACGUGGUCAAUACUGACAAGACGAAUGCCGAAUUCCGCCUGUGGUUAACUUCAUAUCCGUCAAUCCAUUUCCCGGUCUCCAUUCUCCAAAACGGUGUGAAAAUGACAAAUGAGGCGCCGAAGGGACUCAAAGCCAAUCUCUUGCGUUCUUACGCGAACCCGCCAAUUUGCGACGCCGAGUUCUACUCUUCCUGCAAGAAGGACGCCGCGUGGCAGAGGCUCCUGUUUGGGCUCUGCUUCUUCCACGCCCUGGCGCAAGAAAGGCGCCACUUUGGGCCCCUGGGCUGGAACGUGUCGUACGAGUUCAAUGACAGUGACCUACGGAUCUCUGUAGCCCAACUCAAGCUCUUCCUAGACGAAUACGAUGAUGUUCCGUUCAGUGCUCUGUUGUACCUCACGGGGGAGUGUAAUUAUGGUGGCAGAGUGACUGAUGAUAAGGACAGACGGUUGCUCAUGUCCCUCUUGUCACUGGUCUACUGUCCCAAAAUCAUCCAAACUGACAGGUACAAUUUAACCGGCGGAGGCGACUAUUACUGCCCACCAGUGAAGACUUACGAUGAGUUCGUCAGCCACAUCAGAGCGUUGCCAAUGACUAGCAGCCCAGAAGCGUUUGGUCUGCACGACAAUGCCAACAUUACCAAGGAAAACCAGGAAACGUCCGAGGCGAGAAUGACUUUGUUGAAAGGUCUGUUGCUGACCCAACCACAAAGACUGACUCCGGCCAGUACAGAGAAAAAUGGGGUCAAAUCUCCUGGAGAAAUGGUUCUAGAGCUUGCUGAAGACAUCUUAGCCAGACUGCCUGAACCCUUUGACCUGGCAGGGGUUGAGUCAAAGUACCCAAUCCAGUAUGAAGAUUCUAUGAACACUGUCCUUAGACAGGAGGUUGCCAAGUAUAACAGACUCUUGAAAGAGGUCAAGAGCAGCUUGGAGCAAGUGUGCAGUGCAGUUCAAGGCCUGAUCAUCAUGUCUGUGGAACUGGAGAAUCUGCACAAUAGCCUUUUGCUCGGAAAAAUCCCAGGAUCUUGGAAAUCUAAGGCUUAUCCUUCCCGCAAACCCCUGGGAUCGUUCAUCGGCGAUUUUUUGCUACGUCUCCGGUUUUUCCAAUCCUGGAUUGACCACGGUUCGCCGAAAGUUUUCUGGAUUUCGGCUUUUUUCUUUGCUCCUUCCUUCCUAACCGGAACUUUGCAGAAUUUCGCGAGGAAAUACAACGCACCGAUUGACAGACUCGUGUUCCGGUUCAGCAUCACUGACAAGAAAAUGGAUCCGACUCACAGUUGUUCUGUUGAUCCCGACCUGCACGGCUUGUUUCUCGAGGGAGCCAGAUGGGACUGGCAAGAGAAGGUACUUGCGGAGUCGGAACCCAAGGUCUUGUAUGACCCGUUGCCCAUCAUCGGCCUGCACCCAUACGAGAGGAAACUCGAUGAAACUGAAGACGUCUUUGUGGUUCUACCAUCCUACUACGAAAUACUUACGGGACAAAUAGCCUGA
Molecule: messenger RNA, 7065 nt
Organism: Notodromas monacha
Lineage: Eukaryota; Metazoa; Arthropoda; Ostracoda; Podocopida; Cyprididae
Source: the annotation of a GenBank genome assembly